AUGCAGCGAAAAGGCUCAAUCUCUGCCAUCGGCCUUUGGAAAGCCGGCACCGUACUUCUUCCUACGACCUCUCUUGUACCUGAUGUUCUACGAGCGAAAUUCACAACUUCUCUGCCUAAGCCACAGCUCCUGCCGCCGUUUGAACGCAGUCAAAUCAAUGAAAGUCGAUUGCACAUGUACUUUUACAUUGAAGAUGCAAUAAACAUUUUUUAAACAGUUUUUAAAACAACAUUUUUGACGAUACACACUCGCUUCCUUAAUUCUUCACAAUUUGUUUUAACCAAGAAACUCGAACUUUUUACGGACGAACAAGGUUGGAAGUGUUGAGCGUUAUGUUAAAUUCAAAAAUUGGUUCAAGCAGCAAAACUUUCCAGGAAUAGGUGUUUCCUGCUCUUCAAGAUUUUCACAAAACGGAUGUUCUAUCUGAACCUGCUUAGAUCUUGAGCAAAUCUUUCAGGCAUUGGUGACGCUACCUUGCAGUCAAACAAACAGGUGUGAGUUUCACUGAAUAGCGACGAUCACGGCAGCAAACAAGGGCGGUUCCCAUGAAGCCGCAGUAGAUGUGCAAAUUGACCGUGAUCGAGUUGUCCUACUUUCCAAAGAAGACCGUUAUCCUCCAGGUAGGCUAAUGGCGCAGCGACAGCAAGUCAGAACCAAAAACUUGAUCGGUUUCCUUCGCUUCUCUAGGACAAAAAAAAAAUUAAAUCUGUGAAAGAACUUUUCCGGACUUUUUUCCCUUCAAUUUUGCUAUGUGAUUUUUUUAAAAAAAUUGAAUUUCCGACUUUCCGAAAAAAAUUCUGCCAGCUUUUUAAAUUUAUUUUUUUCAUUUUUUUACACCUUCCCUACUUCUCAAAACUCAUUUUACUGCAUGAUGCUUUAUCUACCAAAAUUACAAAAAAGGGGCUGGAAGUUUUUCAGCUUGCUGAAAAAAGAUACAAUUCUGGAGCGCACCAAAAGAACCUUUAAAAUUAAAUAAAAAAAUCGAUUUGUUAUAACGACGGUGGGUCGUCUAUCGAAGGAUGGGCUAUUUCUCCCAAAUACCGCGCUUAUAACUUGAAGUGAUUCCAAUGCUCGACCGGUGUAAAUGGCAGAGUGUUUCGAAGGCACUUGAGAUGCGUUUAGUGGCAGAAGCACGCGUCAUUGCUUUCGAACGAGUUCUUGUAGGGUAAUGGAAAUCUGAACGGUUUUUGUCGGUCGACGCCUACUUUAUCGCCAUUCUUUUGGUCAAAAAACGGUAUCCGACGUCUCUCAAGGUCGUCCUUUCGCCGUUGUUCGUCAACUUUCCAUCUGUUUCGAUUCAAAUCGCCAAUUAAUAAUUGAGUACAUAUCCUUUUUGGUCUAAGUUGCGUCGACGUCCCAAUCUUUUUAUUCUCUUGACCUGGUUUCGGAAAAGCAAUAAAUCCUGAUCAGAUGUAUUUGCUGCACUUGUUGACUCCUUGACAUAUUACGUCAAAUCCUCUUUUGUCUGUAUUGGUAUUGUUUUUGGACUGUUUCUUUGAGGAAGCGUCUGUUUGCAAAAGCAGGAGCUAAACGGUACUCGACAAGGUGCGGAGGACCCUUUGCCUGUUUCUUCGGCUGUUCGGAGCCACUCGGCAUCUGUCCAUAUUUGGAUGGCCGAUGAAGUGCCAAAGCGCGUCGAAAUUCUCCAGUAG
Molecule: messenger RNA, 1652 nt
Organism: Caenorhabditis auriculariae
Lineage: Eukaryota; Metazoa; Nematoda; Chromadorea; Rhabditida; Rhabditidae
Source: the annotation of a GenBank genome assembly